UUACAUAACCACGCUCCUGGACCAAAACCCCCAAAACCGUACCAGUAAUCUAGUUAUAUACUAGUACUUGAUACACACUGCUACCUCUUCCUUCGUCACAAACCAAAAAUAGAUCACUGAAUCUUGAAUCUACUCCCUCUCAACCCCUAUUUCCACGCCCCCAUCUUCGACCAUCUCUCAUACUAAUGGGCCCCUCUAUUACACACACACACAGAGUGAUAGAAGGAGCUGAAUAAUGGCUGAAUCUGUGAAUCAAAGAUGAUGAUCACCGCCAGCAACGCUGAGCUCCCGGCGAUUAUAUUCUCCGAAUUAGAUCUUUUGCACAAACCGCCUUAUAAUACUCGUAAACCGUCUCGUCGGAAAACGAACAACUUCGCCGCUGCCGGAGUGAAGUUGCGAGGAACUCCUAAUGGGAGGAGAAGCAGGCCUGAAACUCCUCUUCUCCGCUGGAAGUUCAAGGACAAUGCCUCUAUAAAGGAAGAAACUUCGCCAUCGGAGCUUGAUCGGAAAUGUAGCCGGAGUGUGGUUUCCGCUAGGAAGUUAGCUGCUGGACUGUUUAAGCAGCAGCUUCCGGAAGUCAACCACGGUCAAAACUUAGGGUUUCAGGCUGGUCGGGUUGAGGUGCCCUUUCAUUGUCAUCAUCGCAGUAAAGUGCAUGACUCUCACAUUAAUUCAGUUCCGAGUCCUCGAUCUGUCUUUGGUCCAUUAAAUGGCCAUUUUCACAAGCUAGAACCCUCGCUUCAGUUUUCCCACUCUGCUAUGGAGGGGGCUACAAAGUGGGAUCCAGUUGGCUGGACAACAGCGGUGGAAACAAAUAAGGUAUACGGCUAUGAGAAGGUUCUUGAUCAACAAGUGAAUACUGCUUCAAUGAUUUCUUCCCUUGAGGCAGAACUAGAAUGCGCUCGUGCCAGAGUUCAUCAACUUGAGACAGAACGGCAGUCAUCAAAAAAGAAACUCGAACAGUUUUUGAGGAAACUUAGUGAAGAAAAGGCAGCAUGGCGAAGCAGAGAUCAUGAGAAAAUUCGUUCAAUUAUGGAUGACAUGAGAGCUGACUUCUCCCGAGAGAGGAAAAACCGAAAGAGGCUGGAAAUAGUCAAUUCCAAAUUAGUUAAUGAGUUGGCUGAUGCCAAGUUAUCAGCAAAACGCUAUCUGCAAAAUUACGAGAAGGAAAGGCAGGCUAGAGGGUUGAUAGAAGAAGUGUGCGAUGAAUUGGCCAAAGAACUUGGAGAAGACAAGGCUGAAGUUGAGGAAUUGAAGAGGGAAUCUCUGAAGUUCACAGAGGAAGUAGAUGAAGAAAGAAAGAUGUUGCAGAUGGCUGAGGUUUGGCGUGAGGAGCGGGUUCAGAUGAAACUAGUUGAUGCUAAGGUGAUGCUUGAAGAGAAGUAUUCCCAGAUGAAGAAACUAAUUGGAGAGCUAGAAUCAUUUCUAAGUUCUAGAGGUAAGAGUUUGGAUGUGGAGGAGAUGAAAAGAGCCGAACAACUCCAACAGGCAGCUGCCUCUUUGAAUAUUCGUGAUAUUAGAGAACUCACGUAUGAACCUUCAAAUCCAGAUGAUAUUUUCUCCAUUUUCGAAGAUGCUCAUUUCGUUGAACCUGAUGAAAGGGAGAUCCAGCCAUGUACUGCAUAUAGUCCUGCAAGCCAUGCCUCCAAGCUUCGCACUCUCAGUCCUGAUGGUGAUGUUUACAACUUCGACAAACAUUCUCAUGCAUAUGUCAAUCAGAAUGAUUAUAUAGAGGAAGAGGGAAGUGAGUGGGAAACAGUUACUCAUCUUGAGGAGCAAGGCUCUAGUUAUUCUCCUGAAGGAAGUAUUUCAUCCGUCAACAAGUAUUGUCGGCACAGCAAUGUAUCAAGAAGUGGAGCAGGCUGGGAGAGAUUUGGUGGUGAUGGCACACCGGUUUCGGAAAUUAGUGAAGUAUGUUCCGGACCAGCUCAGCAACUUACAGAGGUGUCAUCUGUAUCUAGGUUUCGGAGAUCAUGCCCACGCAAUGGAGACAAGUUCAAAAUAAAAUCACUAGAAGGAACUAAUGGGAGGCUGUCAAACGGAAGGCUAUCGAAUGGGGCCAUUCUUUCUCCACAUCAUGGUUCGAGUAAAGGCGGCUUUAGCCCUUCGGACCUAGGAAGCCAGUGGAGCUCACCUGACUCGAGCAAUCCACGAAUAGCACGCGGAAUGAAAGGAUGCAUUGAAUGGCCACAUAACUCUCAGAAGAAAAGCUUAAAAGCAAAGUUAUUGCAGGCAAGCACAGAGAGCCAGAAGGUCCAGUUGCGCCAGGUCUUGAAGCAGAAGAUCUGAGAGAGAGUUCUGAAUACCUGAACAUGAGGCCUCCUGUCAGUAGGUGUAUCAGUAAAACUAAAACAAAAUUCAAAUAUUUUUCCGAGAAUAGUCUGCUAACUGGAAUUUGUUGGAGAAUCAUGUCUAUGUAUCGAUAAAUAACUUUGUCGUCAAAGCUAUAAGAAUUUACUGUAAUUUCAACGGUGUAUUAUUUUGGUAUUUCUUUAAGUUAUGACUUGGGCCGUUUAUUACCAA
This is a messenger RNA of Nicotiana tabacum (common tobacco), 2523 nucleotides long. RefSeq lists its product as uncharacterized. The record is from RefSeq and is a predicted model, not a curated record. NCBI's taxonomy places the organism in Eukaryota, Viridiplantae, Streptophyta, Magnoliopsida, Solanales, Solanaceae.